Adineta ricciae is the source of this 294-nucleotide messenger RNA. The record is from the annotation of a GenBank genome assembly. NCBI's taxonomy places the organism in Eukaryota, Metazoa, Rotifera, Eurotatoria, Adinetida, Adinetidae.
AUGAGCUUAUCUUCAUUCAUCCUACUUUGUUUUGUGCUCCUUGCUCUUUCAGCUUCGAUUGCACAGACGCAAUUAUGGGGUACAUCUAUAGGGCGAUGCUGGGGUCGAUUUGAACGAUAUCGUGAAUGUGCAUCAACAUGUCCCGACACGUGCCAAGAUGUCUUUUGGCCAAAUGUGCCGAAACUAUGCCCUAUGAUGUGUAGGAUCGGAUGUGAAUGUAUUCCUCCGUUUGUGCGUUUGAAUCAAAAUGCGAACAGUCCUUGUGUUCAUCCUCGGCAUUGUCGAUUCGUGUAA